GGGUGCCGCUGUUCAAGCCCAGGCGCCUUCGACCCGCCUGCCUACCUUCCGUCGCCUCCUCACUUGCCCAGCAGGUGGCAGUGCGAGGGGUCGGGGUGGGCGGCUGGGCUCCGAGGGGACACGUGCGACGAUAGGCUCCUGAGACCAUUGACGUAGGCGCCGGGGUGGGGAGAGGCGGCGAGAGCAGCCCGCUCCGCUCAGUGCGUGUGAGUGAGUGGCCCUGCCCCUCUUUCCUUUUCCUCUCUUCUGCUCUCCCGCCGGGCGCCUGAGGGAAGAGUUACUUAGCGGUUCUCAGGAUCCGCGGUGGUUUCAACGAGGAGCCCAUUCCGGCUGCUCGCGUGCCCGGGAACCAGGCGCCUCCACUUCGCCCUUUCCUGCCUCCGCUCUGCUAGCUAUGGCCAAGGAGGAGAAGAAGCCCUUCAGCCAGUCUAUGGCCGAGUGGCGGCGAUUCAUCUACAAUCCGAACAGUGGCGAGUUUCUGGGGCGUACGGCCAAGAGCUGGGGCUUGAUUUUGCUGUUUUAUCUCGUAUUUUAUGGCUUCUUAGCUGCACUCUUUACAUUCACAAUGUGGGUUAUGCUUCAGACAUUGAGUAGUGAUAUACCCAAAUAUCGUGAUCGGAUUGCUAGUCCAGGGCUUAUGAUUUCACCAAAGCCAGAAAAUGCACUGGAAUUUUCACUUAUCAAAAAUGACUCAGGAAGUUACCGUCACUAUGUGGAAUCCCUUCAGAAAUUUCUAGGAGCAUAUAAUAAAUCACAGCAAGAGAAAAACAUUAAUUGUACUUCAGGAAGCCUCUUUAUACAAGCUUCUACUAAUAAGUCAGCAUGCAGGUUUGAUCGUGAACAACUGAAAUCGUGUUCUGGACUGGAGGAUGAAAAUUUUGGCUAUGACAAAGGAACACCAUGUGUCAUUGUAAAAAUGAAUAGAAUAAUUGGAUUAAUCCCUGAAGGAAAGCCACAGAUAGUCUGUCGACCUAAGGAAGAAGGCAAGGCUGAGAUAAAAUAUUUUCCUGACAAUGGAUUUAUUGAUUUGAUGUAUUUCCCAUAUUAUGGGAAACGCCUACAUCCUGGCUACUUACAGCCACUAGUGGCUGUUCAACUAACAUUUAACACAACCAGUACCAAAGAAGAUGUAACAGUUGAAUGCAAGAUCAAAGGAUCAAAAAAUCUGGAACGUGAAGAUGACCGUGACAAGUUUCUGGGACGAGUUUCCUUCAAAUUUCAGAUAUCUGGAUAGAAAUUGUCAGUAUCAUCACAAAGUAAACUUUUUUUAAAAAAAAAAGUAUCAGCUGGACCUGCCAUUUUGAGAAAUGAGACCACUUUUGAGAAGCUUAGGGCGAAACUUGGCAUCCCGGGUAGCAUAAUUAUGUGCUUCCAAAUCAUGUUUUGAAUCCCUCACAAAGUAAAGGCCCGUCAUACUCUUGUCUGCCCUCUUGGACCAGUGUACAGACUUAGUUAAUAUUAAGGCCCUGUAAAUAGCUUCCAAACAUGUAAUCAUGGUGGUCUUUGUCCUGUUCCAAAAUGUGGGCUUCAUCCUUAAGUGAGUGUCUCAAAUGUGCUGUGCUGUGCUAUGUAAAUAUUGUAUUGGUUUAACACUGGUUUAACUAUCAUGUCAGUACAAACACAGUCUUCUAGGGGGGAAAAAGAAUUUCACUUCUCUCAUCCAAUAUAGUGAGUUCUGUUUGUGCAAAUAUGCUUUAACUCCCCUAUUGGAUGGGAGGCUGUGGAAGGUUUUGAGUGGAUUUUAAGUGUUAGUAUUGAUUUUGGACAUUAUUUAAGUACUGAAACUAGUCUUGUUGUGCUUGUCAUUGUGCAAGUAUUGUAUGUACCUAUAAUGUUUGGUCUAGAUUUGAUAUUUUAGUUGAGAUAUUGACUGUUGUCAUGUUGUUCAUUGCUUGCUAUUUUGUGAAAGCACAGAUAAAACCAAUACAAUGCCACUUUUAAAACUUUUUAGUUGAAAACUGUCAGUAUGAAACAAUUUCUUUAUGAUGUCUAUGGUUUAGAAACCUAGUAACAAUUGUACUACAAAGCUGCUUGAAAGAAAAGACCUCACUAUGUGGGAGUAGACUUACACUUUCCAAUAAAACAAAUCCCUGAAUGGAGAAACGUCUGUUAAAAUUUUAAAGCUCAAUAAGGAUUGUCUUUAUUAAACAUUCCUUUGUUUAAUUUA
Messenger RNA from Pogona vitticeps (central bearded dragon), 2167 nucleotides. RefSeq names its product ATPase Na+/K+ transporting subunit beta 3 (gene ATP1B3). NCBI's taxonomy places the organism in Eukaryota, Metazoa, Chordata, Lepidosauria, Squamata, Agamidae. Gene Ontology annotation, cellular component: sodium:potassium-exchanging ATPase complex. The record is from RefSeq and is a predicted model, not a curated record. Gene Ontology annotation, molecular function: ATPase activator activity. Gene Ontology annotation, biological process: sodium ion export across plasma membrane; intracellular sodium ion homeostasis; intracellular potassium ion homeostasis.